Polyodon spathula (Mississippi paddlefish) is the source of this 1085-nucleotide messenger RNA. It is a transcript of the gene ift27, whose product is annotated as intraflagellar transport 27 homolog (Chlamydomonas). The transcript has 6 exons. Gene Ontology annotation, molecular function: GTPase activity; GTP binding. Gene Ontology annotation, cellular component: Golgi apparatus. The record is from RefSeq and is a predicted model, not a curated record. Lineage: Eukaryota; Metazoa; Chordata; Actinopteri; Acipenseriformes; Polyodontidae. The coding region runs from base 190 to 756 and encodes 188 amino acids.
ACCGGUUACAUUCGGCAGGCUGGGUUGCUAAGGAACGGCGGCGGAAGACGAGGGACCGGAGUCUGCACCCGGAGAAGCCGAACGGGUUUAUUAUUAAUAAUAAUAAUAAUAAUAAUAAUAAUAAUAAUAAUAAACAGUAAUUAGGGCGCGCAAUCAGCAGGGUUCGGCGGGUUCCUGCCAGCCGUUGCCAUGGUGAAGCUGAGGGCGCGGUGCGCAGUGGCGGGAGAUGCCUCUGUUGGGAAGAGUGCUUUGACGCAGCUGCUUCGCAGCGACGGGACUCACUUUCAGAAGAACUACACGAUGACCGCAGGAGUGGAGAUUGUGGUCAAAACGGUUAACAUCCCUGACAGCAGUGACAGCGUCGAGCUGUAUCUCUUUGACUCCGCGGGGAAGGAGGUCUUUGCGGACGUGCUUGAGAAGCAGUGGGGAGAGCUGUCAGCCCUGUGCCUGGUGUUCGAUAUCACCAGCGAGCCCUCCUUCAGAAGCUGUGCCAAGUGGCUGGAGAGGGUCCGAGCUCAGUGCCACAGCCUGCAGCUGCCAGAAAGAGAUGGAGAAUUACGAAGCCCCCUUUCAGAGCCUGGCUCAGGCCUUUCACAGGAUCUACCAGGAGAGACUGGAGGUCAUCCAGUCGCUCGCCUAGCAGAGGGACAAGAGGCAAAACCAGCAGGGACUGUUCCUCCUCUCCGCGCUCCAGCGACCCCUGCUGGCCGGGCUCCCAGCAAACUCGAGAAUAAUUGGGUGCAUCUCCACGAAUGAGAAGGACGGGUUCCCAAGGAGACUGGAUCACGUUUCAUCAAAAGUUCUCAAGCAAAAUGAAAGCAAAUUCGCUGUUGCUAAUAUUGGUGCAUGAUUGUAUUAUUUUUUUAUUAACAUGUUUCAGAGGGGGAAUCAAAAUUGCUCUGUUUAAAACUGAAGCCAGAAUCGCAAAAGCAUGAGAAUGAAGCUAUCAGAUUCAGACAGAGCGGGAUUUGAUUCAAGGUAGAUCCCUAUAUGAGUGUGAUAUAUAUAUAUAUAUAUAUCCCUUUCAGUCACUGUAUAAUUGUGCCAUGUUAGCUUUCCCAUCUAUAAACCUCUUUUGUAAUGCA